Alligator sinensis (Chinese alligator) is the source of this 1546-nucleotide messenger RNA. Its product is annotated as translation initiation factor IF-2-like. The transcript has 3 exons. The record is from RefSeq and is a predicted model, not a curated record. Lineage: Eukaryota; Metazoa; Chordata; Crocodylia; Alligatoridae. The coding region runs from base 40 to 822 and encodes 260 amino acids.
GCUGCGCACGGUACAAAAUGUUGCCGCGCAGUAACUGGAAUGCCGCGCACGGGCGCCGGCGUCGGACGCUUGCUGCUUGGCUGCGCGGAGGCUGCUCCGCUCCACCCUGCUCCUCACCGGCAUUCCCGCGGGGAGGGAGAGCGCAGCCCGCAGCCCGCGAGGGGCUGGGUCGCUGAUCGUCAGCGCCCCCGUCCCUUCCUGCGCCAUGCCUGCAGCGCGGAGCAGGCAGCGGCUCCUCUCCGAGGCGAGGCAAGGCAGGGGCGGAGACCAAGCCGGGCACCAGGUUACUGCUCCGCUCCGCAGCCCCUUGAGGCAGGCUUCACCCUAAUCUUAGCUUUCAUCCCCGUGCCGCAAGCCCCACAGCGCCCGCAUCAAAGCCCGGCAGCCCCGCGGGUCUUCCGCGCUCGCCUGCUCCCCGCCUCCCUGCAGCCGUUGAAGGCGAUGCCCUGUGCCUCGCUGCCUGACCUGCCCAGCGGCCGGGCGCUCACACCGCGUCCGAAGGCGCAGCCUGCAUGUGGGUCCAAGAGACAAAGGGCCGAGCACCAGAUGGAGAAGCACCCCGGGAGGUGCCCUCCACAGCCGAAUGGCAGAAGGUUCCCUCCAGAGCCAGGGCUGCUCACGGUGGCGCAGUAUCAGCUCCCCCAGUCCAGCUGGGGAACAGGUAUGAGGCCCUGGCAACACUGGAGGAGGAAGAAGUGGGGAAGAAACGCUGGGAGAGGAGGCCACUCCAUGCACAGCACAGACUGGAGGAGGCCAGAACACCCAGAGGAAGAAGAGAUGCUGGGUGCUUGUUGUGGUGGGAGAAACCUCCCUAAGUUUUAGUAGCGAUGGCUAAGAUUUCUGGCAUGGAUUUACCCUCAACACCCUCAGUGUUAUGUUGAAGCUUCUUUCUAAUAUCUUCGCUAGCCUGACUUAUGAACACAAGUCUUAACACAGGUAAAGUGGCAGGGGUCUCGGGGGCCAUGUUUUUAUACUGGCGUAUAGCUUUACAGAGUCUUUCAAAGUAGUCUGAAGGGUGUUCUUCGGGACCCUGAACAGUAGCUGUCACUUUGGACCAGUUUGUAGUUUUAUCUCCUGCUUUCUUUAAUCCUUCUGAAAUGCUGUCUUUCAGCAUUCGUAUUGAAUUUUGCCCCCUUUCCUGAUUGUAAUUCCAAUUCGGGUUUUGUCUGGGAACGCCAUUAGGCAUGGGGUGGUUUUCAUGGGGCUGGUCGGCUAGAAAUUGGUCAGCAUGGCGUAGUACUUGAGUCUUCUCGUUCGAAGUUAAGAGGCUUUUGAGAAGCUGCAUGACAUCUGACCAGGAGGGGUUAUGAGUCAUGAAAAUGGUUUUGAAGCGUCUUAGAACUACUUUAGGAUCAUCUCUGAGCCUGGGGGUGUUUUCUUGCCAGUUUAAGAGGUCGGUGGUGGAGAACGGAGCGUGUGUCCAGUGACUGAUAACUUCUCCACCCUCACCAGGCACAGGGUAUUCUCUUAGAGGUAACCGAAGUGCAGGCUUAGACAAUUUUUGACGAGUGCGAUUUGAAAUCGGAGUGGAACUGGAAUCUGGAGA